AUGGUGUCGUCAGUGUGCAGGGAGGAUAAUUUGGCCGGGAUUAGGGGACAUGCGACUGGGCCCAAAAAACAAUCCAUCCCCACAAUUACUGUCAGCUCGCACGUUGUCGCGGACUCGGCCAGCGUCGUGAUCAUGGACAAUAUCAGGUACGAUGGUUAGGUUUGGCAUAGCAAGGUUAAUAUAAUAGUAUAUUUUUAAUUCAAAUUUGAACGAAAUAAAACGAAAUUUAAAAAUUAAGGAUUAAAAAAAAAAAGUUAGCCAUGACAGAGUACAUUUACUUUAAUUUCAGGAACCAGGUGUUAGGAAGGAUACCCACAUUCGUUUUGUCAGCUUUAUUGGCGGUUUCCAUAUCUUUCGAUAUAUGUUGCUUCAAUUACUACGUAGAGGAACGGUUCACUGGUCCUUUACUCUUGAUAUCUACUUGUUUGUUCAAUUUCGGAGUUUUAAUUGGUGCAAUUACUGUCUGGGUGUUGUCUGAUAGGUACGUGAAUAUAUGUAAAAACAGCACUUACUACGGCAUCACUAUAAAGUAUGAAAGAAAACGUUCCUAAUGUAAUGCUAAUACUUUUUACUGUUAUGAAGUAGUUUUUUAAUUUCAGAUUUUCUUUAUGGGCUACAGUAUUCUUCCUAUCACUGUGCAAGGUUGUGCUACAUUUUACUUUGAAAUUAACUCUUCCGAAUCCCGUUAUUAUCACCGUUCUGAGUGCAGAAGGCUUGCUUCUUGGGUGGACACAAAGCGUCGUAUAUUAUCAAGCAUUUACCAAAGUUCCUGCCAUUUCCAAACGAUUGCUGCUAGCCGUAAGUAAAGGAAAUUGCAAUAUUUAUUGUUUAGGUAUUUUGUGGUUAUUUGUAACAUUAUUACAUUCUAUUCAUUAAUAUAUGUUGGUACUGUGUCUUUUUUAUUUAGUGAUGUUUUAGUUAUUGUUUUAGAUCAUUUUCCUUGGAUUUGGGUUGGGACAACUCAUUGGGACAUUGUUUGUGGUUGAAAACGACCACAUUAGUGUCACAAUCAACAAAAAUGUUACUGAAUUGUCAUUUUACAAGUCGGUUUACAACACGUAGGUUUUUAUGUUGACGAAUAGUCUUUUCUAUCACUCUGUUGUUAUAUUAUGGGUUACAUUACUAUAAAAACAUUUUAGUGCUGGAGCAUUGCAGCCAAUGUCAAUAUCCUUCCGAAUCUCAUUCGAAAACAUUUGUUUUGGAUCUGCCGUAGUACAAGUAAGUUUACAGUACACUUUUAUGACAAUGUUGAAGUUAUUAUGUUGUAACAUUUAUUUUCAGUGCUUGAUUAGUUAUCUGAUAUACGAUGUGUGGAAGACUCCAGAAUGCACAAAUACGUUUACCGUGACACGACUACAACAUGAUGUGUUGGUGGAGCAACCUUCUAACGAUUCGAGUAACGUAGUGAAGAAGUUGAUCUACAUAGGGUGGCUACUGGGAUUCUUGAGCAGUUCUCUGAUUGCAGGAGUACCACAUUACCUAUUUGGGUUCUCUAACGCCACAUACCAUGUGUAUCUUCUGUAUAUCUGCAUGGUAAGAUGUUUGGAGUUGUUUUACAUUAAAAUAAAAUUGUUUAAAGCCAUGAAUUCUUAAUCAACUUAUCUCUAAUCUUUGCAGUUUGGCUACGUGCUCGGCCGUAUCUUGUUCUUGGUGUACGGCAACAAGUUUCCGCCGACGUUCUGGUUGAUUCUGAGUAUGGUAGGGUAUUUGUAAACUUACAAUAAGUACAUUUAAAGGUGAUUACUGGGGCUUCUACAUGCGGACUAACAUUCAACGAGUUUCAAAUGGCUUCAGUAUUGUUUCACGGCCUCGGAGUGUCUCUAAUCUUCCCGGCAUAUUCGUUUUUCUUGCUGCGGAUACACGGUAAGUGAGGGAACGUCAAAUAGCACAUACCCAGUUUUACGUGGGGAAAAGAAAACAUCAAGUGUAAGAUCAAGAGAGAGGGAGACAAACAUUAUUUUGAGGAUUUACUGUUAAUUACGCCCUAUAAUCUUUACAUCUUCGUAAACAGGGAUUUUUACGGAUGUCCUAAAAUAAAAUGCCAUUUUAAGGCACAUCGAUCCACUCUUUGAUAAUGAGUUCGGUAGUGGCACAGUUUACAUAUCCGAUAUUACUGACCCAGAUGCUGUCGGCCUAUGGAGCAGAAUUGUACAGUGCUUCUAACUUCGGGUUACUUCUUGGGUUAAUGGUGGUGUUCGUCUACUUACUGAAUGUUAUGUCGAGUAUGGCUAGUCCAUCCGAUCCAGUACAACAGAGAGUAUGGCGUUUCUUCAGAGGGGAAGGUUUGAAGAGAACAACAUCGAUCAGGAAGUUCAUCUCCAGUGUCAGAGGCUCUAUUAGAGGCUCCAGGUACGGCAGACUGCGUAUAAGCAAGAGUCCUGGAGUCGAAGCUGCAACACCAUUAGGGCCGAAUCCUAUCGCUGUGAACAGCUACAGAUCUACGGACAGCUCGGCCAAGAAAAACAGAUCACGCUACGGUAAGAGACUGAACACUUCUAUCGAGGACGAGAACACUAGUACAUGUAUAACACCGAACACCGUCAGUCAAGCUAUAUCUCCUGAACCCACUUCAGAAGCGCCGGCUUCUGAUGUGAAUUCACCAUAAUAUAAACAAAAGCCAAUUAAUUUUAAAUUAACUUCAUAAUAUUUAAUAAAUAUCUGAUAUAUUUAAAACUCAUUACUUCAAAGUUUUAGUAUUAAAACGAAAGGAAUUUGAAUCAGCCAUAACCUUAGAUAUCAACCAGACUUCAGAAGCACCAGUUUCUGACGUUAAGCUACCAGAAAAAAAUGAUCCAAUACACUAG
Molecule: messenger RNA, 2804 nt
Organism: Bursaphelenchus okinawaensis
Lineage: Eukaryota; Metazoa; Nematoda; Chromadorea; Rhabditida; Aphelenchoididae
Source: the annotation of a GenBank genome assembly